CGUUCUAUAAUACAAAUAUGCUUUAGCACUUUUUAGUCUUAUUAUUUUUAUUCUUAUUACUGUAAAUUGUCACACACAUACACACAUACACAGACACACUUACGUGUGAUUAUUAACAUGUAUAAAAACAGUUAGAAAUUAUUUAAAAAGAUAAACGCUCAAACGUCUUUAAUCUACUGUAUGUAGUAAUUUAAUACAUUCAUAAGCAUCAUGAAAUUGGAAAGAUUAGUCUUAGUCUAUAUUAUUGCUGUAUCAGUACAUUUUCAUAAUAAAUGAAACAUGUAGUAAAUAAGUGCAUGCAUUAAUCAAAACAGUGAUUGAUGUUGGACAAGUGGAUGUUGAAAAGUGAUGUUGAGAAGAAAAGCGAAACACCCGUCUUGAAAUUUACACUCACGGUUUUAGCGGUCGCAGGAUGUUGGCGACCAAUUUCGUGGACGUCGCUGUUUAAAUACAUAAUAUAUGACGCUUAUACAGCGUUAAUAAUUCUAAUAUUAUACACAUUUGCAAUAACCCAAGUUAUGGGGCUGAUCUUGAAUCCUGACUCUGAAACAUUUGGCGACGCCUUGUUCAACAGUGUGAUUUCGCUCCUGGCGUGCUACAAGGCAAUUAUUUUACGGAGAAAUCACGAUAGUAUUACAAUAUUAAUUGAUAAUCUUGUCGAGAAGCCAUUCAAACCAAUAGAUCUAAAUGAAAGCAUAAUUCGAGAGAAAUUUGACAAGAGAAUAACGAACAAUACGUUAUGUUAUCUAGUCCUCGUUUUUGUAACUGCGUUGUACAUGAUUAUAAUAUCAUUAUUCACGGAUUUCAAAAAUGGAAUUUUAAUGUACAAAGCAUGGUUACCAUUCGAUUACUCAAUAUCUGUUUUAUUUUAUUUCGCAUACAUUCAUCAGAUAUUAACUUUAAUAUGUAUCGGUCUUGUCCAUCCAACAUGUGACAACUUAAUUUGCGGAUUAUUGCUCCACAUUUGCUGCCAGAUCGAGAUUUUGGAGUAUCGUUUGUCAAACAUCGCGAAUGGUCAACAAAAUCUGCGUGACUGUGUACGUCACCAUAUACGUAUAUACGAAUAUGCAUAUAUACUAAACGAUACUUUUUCCAAAAUAGUUCCUAGUGAGUUUGCAAUGAUUGUAAUAGUAAUGAGCUACAAUUUAAUUAAUAUGGCUUUUAAAUCAUCCAGUACUGCUUCAUACAUACAGGAUGUUAUGGUUGUGGCUAGCACACUGUUUCCAAUUUUUUAUUACUGCUGGUUCGGUAACGAAAUAAAACUAAAGAGUCUCCAAUUAUCAGACAGUAUUUAUAACAUAGAAUGGACAAUAUUCAACAAUAAUAUAAAAAAGGGUCUCUUAAUGAUUAUGAAUCGUGCUACGAUACCAAUCGAAUUUACCAGCGCAGAUAUUAUAUCGGUGAAUCUCGAUUCUUUUGUAAAGGUGCUCAAAACGUCAUAUUCGCUUUUUAAUGUAUUGAUACGUUCGCAGAAAAUAAAAUAUCCUUUAUUUAAUCGUAGGUACGCGAGAAUAGUAAAUCGCAAAUUUGCAAAGAUAAUUGCUCUUCAAUUCGCAGUGAGCAUGUUAGUAGUGUGUGCUAACUUAUACAAACUGGCUUCUAUCUCUCUGACGAUCAAUGGAGACCUUAUUACAUUGUUGAUGUAUACGGUUUGCAUGUUAUCACAGAUCUUCCUCUAUUGCUGGUUUGGAAAUGAACUCAAAUUAAAAAGCGUUGGAGUAACAAAUAGCAUAUAUAAUAUGCAGUGGCAGAUGCUUGAUAAUAAAAGCAAAAAAGAUCUUCUGUUACUCAUGAAGCGAUCAAUGGUUCCCAUUGAAUUUAAUAGUGCGGUGAUUAUCACAUUGAAUCUUGAUUCAUUUGUGUCUUUACUUAAAGCAUCAUAUUCAGCCUACAAUCUAUUAAAACGCUCGCAAGAGGAACGUAAUUAAUAAAUAAAAAUUGUUAGAUACACA
Messenger RNA from Monomorium pharaonis (pharaoh ant), 1952 nucleotides. RefSeq names its product putative odorant receptor 71a. The record is from RefSeq and is a predicted model, not a curated record. Bases 321 to 1928 code for a protein of 535 amino acids. The transcript is spliced from 8 exons. Gene Ontology annotation, molecular function: olfactory receptor activity; odorant binding. Gene Ontology annotation, biological process: sensory perception of smell; detection of chemical stimulus involved in sensory perception of smell. NCBI's taxonomy places the organism in Eukaryota, Metazoa, Arthropoda, Insecta, Hymenoptera, Formicidae. Gene Ontology annotation, cellular component: plasma membrane.